This is a messenger RNA of Microthlaspi erraticum, 489 nucleotides long. The record is from the annotation of a GenBank genome assembly. Lineage: Eukaryota; Viridiplantae; Streptophyta; Magnoliopsida; Brassicales; Brassicaceae.
AUGGCUUUGCGUUUGAGUUUCUUAGCUUUGUUCCUUUUGACGACAGCUCUCUCAUCUUGCCUUGUGGUCUCGGCUUCGCUCGUCGAAGGAAAAGUCUCUUGCUUCGACUGUCCUAAUGAUUACGAUUAUUCAGGAAUCAUGAUCAGUGUUAGCUGUGGCCACACCAAGACGCGGUUCACCGUCUCAACUGACAAGAAAGGCGAGUUCCGGUCGGAACUUCCUUCGAGGGACAAAACGAACUGUGACGCAGAACUCCAAGGCAGCUUUAAGCAACUUUAUGCUUCCACGAAAAACGUUAAGUCGAAGAUUGUAAACUUAGCCGGUGACAAAUAUGGUCUGUCUUCGAAGUUGAUCUUCUUGAAAUCAUGCCCACGAAGUCUUGGAUCUUUCGGUUCGUCUAAGACUGUUGAUUUGCCUGUUCCCCCGGAGUGGGGGCUUGCACCAACUAGUUAUUACCUUCCUUUCCUCCCUAUCAUCGGUAUCCCAUAA